GGAAAGAGGGAAGGGAAGAGAAAGAGGGAGCCAAAGAAAGCUCUCAUCUUCCUCUUCUCAAACUCCAUCUCUCUCUCUCUUCUUCUUCUUCCUCACCUCCUCGCCCGGACCCCGGAUUUUUUGAAGGGGGAAGGAGGCGGAGGCGGAGGAGAUGGGGAGGGAGGAGAGGUUCCCGGUGUGGGAGGCAGCGCUAGGCGCUGGGGUCGCCGCCGCCUUCGCCACCGGGCUCGUCGGAGUCUACCUGUCCAUGCCGGACUCCGACUACAGCUUCCUCAAGUUGCCGCGCAACCUCGAGGAGCUCCAAAUACUCACUGGCCAUCUUGAGAACUAUACCAGUGACUACACCAUACAGGUGUUGGUGGGUUACUGUUCUGUGUACAUCUUCAUGCAGACCUUUAUGAUCCCAGGAACAAUAUUCAUGUCAUUGCUUGCUGGUGCGCUGUUUGGGCAACUCCGAGGCCUGGCCCUUGUGGUCUUUGCGGCCUCGGCUGGUGCUUCUUCGUGCUUUUUCCUGUCAAAGCUAAUUGGAAAGCCAUUGGUAUUCUCACUGUGGCCAGAUAAGCUCAUGUUCUUCCAGAAGCAGGUUGCCAAAAGAAGAGAAAGGCUGUUGAAUUACAUGCUCUUUCUCAGGGUCACCCCAACUUUGCCAAACACCUUCAUCAACUUAGCAUCACCCAUAGUAGAUGUUCCCUACCAUAUAUUCUUACUGGCUACUCUCAUCGGUCUCAUUCCAGCUGCCUAUGUGACUGUGAGGGCUGGGAUUGCUCUAGGAGAGCUAACAUCGCUGAGUGACCUGUAUGACACCCAAUCGAUCGCGUUGCUGUUCUUGAUCGGGGUUGUUUCAGUAACACCAGCAUUGUUGGGCAAGGAUGAGGCACAAGAAAAAACACAAGAAAUCACCGUAGCCGCCUCAUGAUCAACGAAGCGUCAACCCGGAUCGCUUCACCUGUACAUGUGAAGAUCCAGCAUGCAGGCAGGGUUGCUUCAGGAGAACGAGCAACAAAGGCCUGACAACACAUAUGGUUUGCACACAUCAUGACAGGACCCUCCAACCCCAGAAGGUCUUCCGUGACCCCUCCCCAUUACCGGAGGCCUGCCUGGGUUGCCAUCAAAACAUUUAUGGAAGUGGUUAGCCACCCGCGUUAUGGAACUGGGAGGCACAAUGCCCAUCAGGCAAAAGCUUAGCCUUGAUGUGUAAGCAUUAAAGCAAGUAGUGUUGUUUAGAUGGGACAAGCAACUGAUCUGAUCCCUGUAUAUAUUGAUCAGAUUCAUUCAAUCCAUAUUCAGUGGUUCAAUCACAA
This is a messenger RNA of Oryza brachyantha (malo sina), 1301 nucleotides long. RefSeq lists its product as uncharacterized. The record is from RefSeq and is a predicted model, not a curated record. The transcript has 4 exons. Bases 152 to 916 code for a protein of 254 amino acids. NCBI's taxonomy places the organism in Eukaryota, Viridiplantae, Streptophyta, Magnoliopsida, Poales, Poaceae.